Molecule: messenger RNA, 3069 nt
Organism: Tilletiopsis washingtonensis
Lineage: Eukaryota; Fungi; Basidiomycota; Exobasidiomycetes; Entylomatales
Exons: 3
Coding region: 1-3069 (1022 amino acids)
Source: RefSeq, a predicted model, not a curated record
AUGGACUCGCUCUGCGCUGCGGCGCCGCCGUCGCGCGUGGUGGUGCGGCCGUCACAGGCGCGCGGCACGAGUGCCGCUGCUGCGGGACGCAGCUCGCCGAGCAAGCCUCGCAGCAGCAGCGCGAUUGAGCGGGCCCCAUCGCCCGCCAAGACGGCACGCCGUAUCGUGCGCAGGGACGUCGAUGCAUGCGGCAGUGCCGACGGCGCACGCAUUGGCGACAGCACGACGGCAGCACCUCCCACCUCUCGCGCCGCACGCUCCGCCAUUGCGCGCCGCAGCCUCGAGGCGGGCGACGGGCUGCUCCUCGAUGCCGCAGCUGCCCGUGCUGCCGCUGACCCCCGCAAGGAGGCAUUGCGCAACUCGGUGCUGCAAGACCAGACGCACGCGCCGCCGAGUGGUGCGGAGCUGGAUGCCGCGGCCGCGAGCAGGGCCAGGCGUGUGGCGCGGGAGAGAGGCACGGAGCGAGCUAGACGCGCUUCACCGCCGAGAGCUGCUUCGCCAGUGCGAGACAGUGUCGCAGCACAGGCUCGCUGCAACACGUCGCCGUUCAAAGUGGCCAUGUCGUCGCGCUGCGUGGAGAGCAGCAGUAGCAGUAGCAGCCGAACACGUAUCGAGGCGACUCGAACAGCUGCACCAGCAACACGGCCAGCCACGCUGCCGACGUCUCUGCGCUCUCUUGCGGCUGCUCGGGCUCCGGCAACGAUGGCCGAGCGCACGACUCGCCCGGUGCCGCUCGAGGCCACGACUGCGCGGCGAGAGCGCGAGGUGGCGCUUUCAAGUGCGGCGCCAAGCAGUAGUCGUGCGCCGGCAUCACGGGAGCACUUGAGCUCACCGGUGCGUCCUCGCAGCGGUGCUGUCGUCGUUGCUCGGCAGCGCGAGACGAGCGAGGCCGGGACUGCGACACGACCUUCGGCUAGACGAGUGCCUGUGUUGCCGGGCACCAGCAGCAGUGCAGCUCCUCCAUCCAUCUCUCGAGCUCCGGCGGGGACGCCUCCACGCGCCACCCUGCCGCGCCCGGCGCACGCCACGGCAUGGCGAGCUUCGCCGGGCCGUGCUCAACGCGGCGUGUUUGUGCACGAGGCAGAGAGCGAGAGCGCCAGUGCCAGCGCCAGUGUCAGUGUCUCCGAGUCAGACGACGAGCUAGCCGACUGCUCGCCCUGCAAGACCAUGCCGCCGGCAUCACGCAGCAGCAAUGCAACGCGACCUCGCGUCCAGCGCUCGCCGGCGUCGUACCCGGCUCGUUCGUCAGCCUCUUCCUCCUCCUCAACCUCGCCUACCUCUUCGCCGCCGCACCAGACAGCCGCUGCCGCUGCACCGACGCUCUCGCCAGAGACGAGCAGUGCACUGGCCUCCCUCGAGGCAUCGCUUGCGCGCCUGGCACUGCCGAAGCAUGCCCGUCGACGCACUAUUGGGUCAAGUGCAGCGCUAUUGCAGCCCCACAUCGCCGACGUCGAUCCGGCAGCUGCGCCGCUGAGUCGGCAGCACGUCUCCUCGAGCCAGGUUCUCUCCUCGCCCGCACGUCGCACCCUCGACUCGCCCACACGCCGCACACUCGAGUCUCCGACGUGCAGCGAGCGGCUAGCCGUCGGAAGCAGCGCCGGCGGCGGUGUUGGUGUGGGCCGCGUGCGUCCCGGCGGCUCGCUCUUCGCGCUCGCCAAGGCGGAGCCGGCCGCGCCGGUUGAUGCAGCUGCGGCAGCAGAGACCGCGGAGGCUCAGCGAGAGGCACGCCGUGCAGCACGCAAGCUGGCGCAGCGGGAGAUGCAGCGCGAGGCAGACGAUGCAGCACAGGCGGCGAUCGCGCGAGCUAGAGCUGCAGAAGCAAGAGAGGCACAACGAGAAGCCGAGGAGGAGGAGCAGAUGCAGCAGCAACGAGCCUUGCGACGACAAGAAGGCGCUCAACAAGCUCAACAGGCGCAGGCACAAACGCAAGCCAUGCGUGUUGUCGAGGCGCAGAAGGAGAGACGCAGAGUGGCGCGCCAGGAAGCAGCGGCGAAGCUGGCGCGGGAGGCGAUGCAGAGGGCCGCAGACGAGGAAGAGGCGGCUGCGCAAGCUGAAGCUGAUGCGCAAGUGCAGGCCGAGGCGCAGCGCCGCAUCGACGACGACGAGCGCGCUGCAGCUGCGGAGCGGGCGCAGGCAAAGGCGAGCCGCCUCGCCGCGCGACUGGCAGCAAUCAGGCUCGAACGGCCAGGCGUAGGCGACGAGAAGAGCGGCACCGGCGCCGGCGAACGGCGACACACCCGUCGGCAGAGCUUGCAGCUGGUGCAGUCGAGUGCUGCGACGCCGGCGCCGGGUCGCGGGGAGAUCGGGGAUGACGGCAGCCUGGAGCAGAAGGUGGCCAACAAGGAGGAGGCACGAGCUGCAAGUCCACCGCCUGCGACAACAGGCGUCACCGCACGAGUGCAGCGUCGACGCAGCAUGUACACCUACGUGCCGACGCAGCGCGUCGCCGCCACCGACGGCGCAGGCGACGCCAGCACUCGCAGCCUCGCCACUGCUUCCUCCGCUAGCUCCGAGCGCUUCCUGCGCGGUGUCGUCGUGCUCGUCGACGUGCGCGAUCAGGAUGGCUCGGACGCAUCAGCACGGUGGAUCGAGCAACUGCGCGCUGCCGGUGCUCGAGUCUCCUCGCGCGCGCCGGCAGCCGGGAGCGACGCAGCGGCGCGACUGACGCACAUUGUCUUCAAGAGUGGCCGACCUGCUACGCUGCACGCCUUCCGUGCGCUGCCGAACGACGCGAGGCCCGCACUCGUGGGCGUCAAUUGGAUUCGGCAGUGUCUAGAGGAGCGGAGACGCGUGGAUGAGGCGCCGUUCCUGGUGGAGCUGGGGAAGCAGGCUGUCUUCCAGAAGCGGCGCACAUCCAUGGCUCCACGUCUGGCUCCUGGUCUCGACUGCGCCAGUCCUUUUGGUUCUGACGCCUCACGUCUGCGCUUCGCAGUCCGCGGCACCAUUGCGAAGGAGGUCGAGGCGGCGCGCAAGCGCGAGCUCGUGCACCGGCCUGCCGUGCCUAGCCCACUUGCGGGCAGCGCAUGGCGCCCCGAUGUCUCGACGGACGGCAGCGAGGCGGCGCUGUGA